GUCCCUUUCACCAGAGGAUGCAGCAAUUACUCACUAUCAGUAAAUGUCGAUAAACUAGUGAUCAAGUAUGUGAAAGGACUCAACACAGUUUUCAUUAAAAUUAACAUACUUCACAAAACCAUAUGCAGGAAAGCUCAGAUUCUCAUCGAGUCACCUAUCAAACUAGGAAUUGCAGCACUGACUAUAUUCAAGAUCGUGAGUUCAUUGUUUGAUGCAUUCCCAGCAGCUACAGAGGUUCUUAACAAGCCCACAUGUUAUGUUCCAACUACUACUAAAGGCAUUCAAACUAACCAUACAGCCCAUAAUAGGCCCAGUCCUAGCAUGGUACAUCAAACUACUAAACACAGGAGCUUGCAUUCUAAGCUUCACUCUCAAAAUACUCUACCACCUCGCGAAAUUUUUUCACAAAUAGCACACAGACCACAAAAGAUCAGAAGCUAAGGGAAGAGAUUCGUGCAGGUUUUACCAUUCUUCACCGGGAACACAAUCAUGAACAUAAUUGUCUCGAACGUCGACCUUCUCGGUCAAAUUCACGGGGAAGCUUCGGGCUAUUGGAGCUCGAUCAUCGACCAAAUUUGAAAUUUCCACUUUAGACUUGCUUUCCCAUUUCGAGAAAUCAGGAAAAUCGAUGACGGAGAUGAGAUCAACUUUAGUCUAGUUAUUUGAAAAAUUUAUUUUAAUAUUUAUUUAAGUAUUUUUAUUUUUUUGUUUAGCCAUUAUCUUUAUAUUGGGAGUACUAUUUUUGGGUCUUUAGCAUAGUUUUUAAACUCGACCCAGGAAUCGACCCAAGUAGGUAUCCAGGUUAUCGAGUUACCGGUUCAACCGUCGGGUCAUCGGGUCAAUUGUUGGA
This is a messenger RNA of Striga asiatica, 850 nucleotides long. Lineage: Eukaryota; Viridiplantae; Streptophyta; Magnoliopsida; Lamiales; Orobanchaceae. The record is from the annotation of a GenBank genome assembly.